AAAGAGGGAGACCACGAUUUCCCUGUCCCCCCUGCUUGUCUGCUUGCUUCCUCUCUCUCUCCCUCCCCAUGCAGUGAAGAGACAUGGACACAGGAUGUCACUGUAUCACAACUGCAGCAUAAAGGAUUAUGGGGAAUGGCAGAGGACUAUGGGAGAGAGGUGAAAGGCCAUUGAAUCCCCCAGAAACAGGAGCCCAAACUCUUGCUGCGGGUUAGGUAUCCGGGCAGAUGCCAUGGUCUGGGCUGAAUGCUGCCGAGUGGAGCAGCCUGCCUGGUAUGCUCAACUCUUUCAUCUGUCCUAGAGAGAUAGAUGACACCCUCGCUUGCGCUCCCCCUCUUCAAACUCCAGCUCCAUAGGGUGUGUGUGGCACAGGAGAAGAGGCGGAGCGUCACGCUUAGACCCGGUAAUGCCUGGCAGACACCCCGGCUGCACUCUGGACAGUUUCACCAGACAGCAGCAGAAGCAAGCAAGCGAGCAAGAGAGAGAGAGAGACUGGGCACUCCAGAGAUCCUUCAGCACAGCAGGAACUUGGUCAUGGACCUGUCCUCAGGCAUGGAGGCCCAGGCUCUCCUAGAAGACAUGUUGGAAAUCACGGCCCAGAGUUUGGUGCACAUGGAGGUGUCUGAGCACUACCACAUCAUCAAGGAGUUGGGCAAGGGGAAAUAUGGGCAGGUGGUGCUGGUGACUCACAGGAAGAGAGGGACCCCUAUGGCUCUCAAGUUGCUGCCAAAGGCGAGCACUAAACUGGAGAAUUUCUUGUAUGAAUACUGUGUGGCCCUCUCACUCUCCACACACCCUGCCAUCGUUGGAAUGUUUGGCAUCGCCAUAGAGUCCAGCCAGCACUAUGGUUUUCUCUAUGAGGCAGCCCUGCACAAGGACCUCAUCUCCAUUAUCAAGCCCAAGGCUGGCAUCCCUGAGCCAGCAGCCAAGCUCUGUGCCAAACAGCUGGUGAGUGCACUGGACUUCAUCCACAGCCGGGGCCUUGUCUAUCGAGAUGUCAAGCCUGAGAACAUCCUGCUUUUCGAUCGUCAUUGCCGUUGCAUCAAACUGACAGAUUUCGGCCUGACGCGGCCCCAGGGCACCCUCCUGCGCCUGGUGGUUGGGAUCAUCCCUUACACUGCACCCGAGCUGAGCCGUGGCACUGGUGACUCCCCAGGCCUGCCCAUCGACGCCAGCCUGGAUGCCUGGGCCCUUGGGGUGCUGAUCUUCUGCCUGCUCACCGGCUACUUCCCUUGGGAGAAGACGUUGCCUGAGGAUUCCUUCUUUGAUGACUUUGUGAUAUGGCAACAGUCCGGCCUAGACGAAGACUUGCCAUAUCACUGGCGCCCUCUGUCGCCAGAUGCCGUCGCCAUGUUGCGGAGCCUCCUGGCUCUGGAGCCCACAAAGCGCGGUCCCAUCCGGCAGGUACUCAGCUACCUUGACCGGCCAUGGCGAGCAGAAGUGGCGGCCAAGGACCCCUAGCAGAGCAGGAAUCCGUUUUAUGAGGCUGGGGAGAGAAAAGCACUAAGCAACUCAUCCGAAUACAAAGAUACUUGCAGGAAUUCAAACGUUACGUGCUCUCGGCUGGGUUAUUUCACAACAUUCCCCAAGGAACGUAACACUGGACAUUCAGAUUUCAGGAGGAGACAAAAUGUGUAUUCUGUAUGCCGUGUGUCUGAUCUUCUGGCACUCUUUAGUGGCUAAGCAUCCUUGUGCUAAGAACAGAUUCAUCUUAUAUCCCCAAAGGUAAACUCAUUUUUCCACAGGCUGCAGAAGCUGAUAUUGCCCACCUUCUGCCCAUCUUCGUCACAUCAUUUGGGAAAGGCUUAGCAUUCCUCGGAUGCGAGGAGUGUUAAAGGCUUUUAAGGACAUUAACAGUUUCAAACUUUCAUAGUGCAACCAUACAUGUACCUUUAUCAUGUAUACAUAGUAUCUUUAAUUUCAUUAUCUGUAUACUUUUGAUGCACUGAAUUGAGAGUCACUUUUCUCUGAGGGCUCAUUCACACUUCUACUUAUCCUGCGCAUUGGAAAGCAUGGGUCCUAGCGGCUUCCCGCUUGUCCCAUGUUUUCUAGGCACAGCUCUGAGUGGUUUUGUACCACUGCUUUCCUGAGGAAAAGCUGCUCUUUAGCACUGAAUUGGAGCAAACGUCAAUCCAGAGAAAACCCGAUUGAUGUUUGGUCCGAUUCAGCAGUAAACAGUGGGUUUUCCCCAGGGAACAUGGCAGGGAAGCGGAAAUGUGGAUGAGCCCUGAGUGUACAGUGGCAAAAGUUAUAGGCUGCCAGCCAGGUUCACAUUUCACCUGAGUCCACUAGGUGUCCUUAAGAAAGCUUUUAGUGUCUACAAUAUAGGAAUCUAAUACAGUACAGUACUAGUCUAUCUUUGAUGGGCUGCUGUAGGGAUUGUUGAAAUACUGGGUUGGAUCCAGACUAACUUAGUUGCACUCAGGCCCCAUUGAAAUCAAUGUGAAAAAAUAAGUCAUGGUUUCACUUAAGUCUUGCUGAUUUCAGUGAUAUGCAUAACUUCUUUUAAAGAAAGAAGGAAAAGGCCUAAGAGCAAAACUCAGUUGAACGCACUUUUCUCAAGAUACUGGUUCUACUGUUCCUCUCCCUACUUCUUUUAAAGAUUCCUUACAACUUAGUGUUACAAAAUGUUUUUUCCAGUAAAUAGUCAUAGUAAGCUAUGCGGCCUGCAUUUAAGGCAGUGGUGUCCUGUCUUGAUUUGUGCUCUAUAUUUCACACUGCAGUUAGUACCUCAUAAAAGAGGUACUAAUUUUACCACAAUGUCCCUUACUGCUGCGAAUGACCUUUGGGGAAAUGUUUCGCAACUCUCUUCCUCUUUCCGUUUAUCACAGAUAGCAUUUUUAAAGUUUGAAAGCAGAAGGCAUCCACAAAUCGACCAGUUGCUCAGGUACCUCAUUUCCAUUGCAUCCACCACCGUCCACUGCCUGCCAACCUUAUCCAACAUUAAGUAGACAUCUUCCCUGACUAUUUUAGAAUCCCAGAUAUAUGUGUUCCCCACUUUGUAUAAAGAGAUCUGGAUCACCUACUGCAGUUAGUGAUGUGGAUUCCAUUUGUGUGCACUUUUCUAUUUCCUUUUUCUUUUUAAAAAGAUAUAUAAAAUACCCAGCAGCUCAUUUGCAAGGAAGAAAGACACAAUUACACAACAUAUAGAGAAAGAAAGAGAUGUUGUAAAAUUUUAAAAUAGACUAUUGGGGUGGAAUCAAAAGGUGAUGAGCAGUGCUUUUUUUCUAUUAAAAAAAAAUACUCACCAUGAAGUUGUUACAGUAAGUACCACACUUUUUAACAACAACAAAAGAGAUGUUGGUACUGUACCCUUGAGUGGGAAAUAAAAGCACUGGUGAUGAUGCCAAUUAUGUUCCAGCAUUCAGCUAUUUUCUCAUCAAUAAUGCACAUAGAAUGCAUUCCUAGAAAUAUCAGCCAAUUUCUUUGUCCCAUCAAUUUCUGUGCUGUGAUAAAGUUCUGUUGUUCUAACGGAAUAAUUGCCAUAUUGUAAAUCUUCACUCACUACUAUCCCCCCCGCCCCCACGGGUACAUUUAAAAUAUUUUGUGCGCUCCUCAAAUUAUCUAAUUUCUAGAGGGCAGAUAUAUUUGUAAACACAUUUAUGGUGCAAACAGAAACAAUAACCAAAUGUAUUUAUUAAGACCAACUAAAAACCCGAAAUAAAAAGAGUCUUGCAGGAUCAGACCAAACACCUUUCUAGCCCAGCAUCCCAUUUCUCACAGUGGGCAACUGGAUGCCAAUGGUGAUGGUCCUUUACAUUAGCAAAGCUGGGGAUUAAUUUUAGAUGGGUGCUGGGAAUUUAAGUGCCCAUCUAAAAUGCAUAUCCAUUGUAUUUAUUUAUACCUUAUAAGGGACUCUGCUAGAAACACUGCUAGAAACAGAUUAGAAUAAUUGUUGGCUUUUAUUAAAGUGUUUUAAGACCUCUUUCACCCCAGUAUGCCCUUCUGCAUCUGAGAUCUUACUACUUCAGGCCCGCAAGGCUCAUAGUCUGAGUACAGAAGGCUAGCUAAUUUAGAUGUACUCUGUGUGGCAAUUCACAGAAACUAGAAUCCAUAUCAGGCACCGUCUAACAUAAUCAAAUCUGUAUGAUGUAUGUCCCCUGUAUGCCCCCAACUACAACUACAGCAUUGGGCUUUUCAUAUUGCCUAAAUACAUCUUCCCUCCUCUUGUUUUAAAGUAUUUUGCUUAACAUGUAUGCACAAGAAGAAUUAUGAUGAACACAAAAGUUUAUACACUUCUUUGUGACUUCUUAGCUAGUCCUAAUAAAAGUAUGAUGAUACUG
Messenger RNA from Podarcis muralis (Common wall lizard), 4283 nucleotides. It is a transcript of the gene SBK2, whose product is annotated as SH3 domain binding kinase family member 2. Gene Ontology annotation, biological process: protein phosphorylation. The record is from RefSeq and is a predicted model, not a curated record. NCBI's taxonomy places the organism in Eukaryota, Metazoa, Chordata, Lepidosauria, Squamata, Lacertidae. Gene Ontology annotation, molecular function: ATP binding; protein serine/threonine kinase activity.